AUGUCAGAAGCUCAGGAGGUUGCUGAAAUAAAUUAUGAGGAACAAUAUCGAAUUCUCUCCGAGGAGAACAAAAAGCUAUCAAUUGAUAUUGCAAGUUUGCAGUUGAGUAAUCGCAGUUUGGUGAAUCAAAAUCGUGAUGAAAAAAAGAAGGUUAUGGACUGUCGUCUUCAAAUUAGUGAUUUAGAAAGUCGAUUGAAAACGUUGGAUAGCCUCAAACUUGAACUUUCAGAAACCCAACUUCAAGCGGAGCGUUUGCGUCAAACACUUGACGCAAAUGAAAAUAAACUUAAUAUCACUGAACGCCGAGCCACUGAAGCCGAAGGUCUUGUCAAGGUAAAGGAUAGUAUUAUUGACAAACAGAGGAAAUUUUCUAAAGAAUUAGAAGAGAAUGUUCAGAAUUUAACCGGUGAAGUAGAUAAUUUAAAGUUGCAACGUGCUAAAUUAGAAGCCGAUUUGAGCAAAGCAUUGGAAAGAGCGGAAGAAUGUGACAAAUUGCGGGAUGCCCUGGCAUCUAAAACAGCCUUGUUGGAUGAAAUUGCCCAAUCAUCUGAGGGUGUUAGUGAAAAUGGUUUGGCUGCUGCAAAUCAGUACUUUAAAGAACAGGAAGCAAAGUUGAAUGAAGAGUUGGCUGGAGUAAAACAGGUUAAGUUUGAAUUGGAGAAAGCUUUGAGGGAAAUGACUGUUGAGCGCGAUAAUCUCCAGGCUAAUGUUGAGGAACAAAGCCACAAUAUUGAGCAAUUGAAAGAAAAGUGCUCGAACUUGGAGACUGCUGUUAAGGAAUCCAGAAUUUCUGAUAAGCGAUCCAAAAAUGAUAUGAAUUCCCGUUUGAUUGGUCCUGCGUUACCGCCUUGGUUACUUGAAGAAAAGAAGCCUGAUCCUAAUGAAAUCGAGAAACUUAAUAAUACAGAUCCUGCUACUCUUCGUACUCGCGUCAUUGAUUUGGAAGGAAAAGUGCACGAGCUGAAACAACUUGUCACUUAUCGAGAAGAUGUUAUUUUGCGUAUAUACCAGGAGAUUCAGAAGAAGUCCUCUAAACUUGAGGCAUCGGAAGUAGAGCGAUCAAGCCUGUCUGUUCAAGUUGGUAUUCUGAAGAAGGAGCUUAGCUCACUUCGAGGAAGCGGUAGACGAUCAGAAGGCGGAUAUCCACCUGAGAUUGAAAUCGAAAUCGAACGUCUUCGAGGUAAGCGUGAUCGUGAAUAUCAACGUAGAAAGCGUGCUGAGGCUGAAAUGGAUGAGAUGGAAGCGGAGUUAAAUGAGAUGAAAGAAAAGGUGAAGAAAAUGGAGGAUGAAUUAGCUGAGAUAACAAAUGCUCCUAAACCAGUUAUUCAUGCGGGUGACCCGGCCGAUAAGGCACGUAUUGCCGAACUACAAAAUGUCGUUAAUCAACUUCGCUUGGAUAACGAAUCGAAGCGCUCCGAGCUCUUUGAUCUUAGAUCACGUUUUGAGGAAAAAUCUGCGGUUUUAGAAACACUUUCCAACGAUGUAAAAGCCAAAGAACGUCAAAUUGCUGAUCUGUCGACUGAACUUGCCACUAAAACUAGUCAGUUGGAAAUGACGAAUAAGGAGCUAGAAUCCGUUCGUCUUCGUGCCAUUCGCGGUGGUGUGGAAACUGAACGCUGGGAGAUGGAUUUGAAUAGUGUUCGGACUUCUAAUCGUUUUCUCUCCCAACAGACCAAUGAACUGCGUCUUCGUCUUACUUCAACUGAGGAACAGUUAAAAGAAGCUCAAAAACAACUUUCUGUGCUUAGGAAUGGAGGAGUUUUAGGAGAAAGUGCUUCGCUAAAUGGUCAUUUGGUUUCUGAAUCGACUGAGGAUGUUGCAGAAUUAAAGUCACAGCUUGAAAAUGCUAAAGAAACUAUUGCUAAAUUGGAGGGAGCGAAUUUGGAAGCUAGUGAACUUAAGACUGAAUAUGAAAACUUGAGUAAACAAUUCAAGUCACUCAAGCAAAGUAUCUCAACGAAUAAUUCCUCUGACUCAAAACGCGUUUCCCAGUUGUUAUCUGAUUUGAAAAAGGAACAGGAGUCUUCCGCUGCUUUCGCGGAACGUUGCAGCCAUUUGACUAAACAGUUAACUGAGUUAGAGAUCACCCUGAAUGAAACUCGCCAGCGCUUGAACGAAUCCUUGAGUGAAAACCGACGAAUCGAUUCAGAACAUUCUGGCACUCAAGAUCCUCCUAUUUCUCCUCCUACCAAACGUGCACGACGCAGUACUCGUUCAAGUAGCAAUUCCGCUUCACAGGACUGUACUUCCUGCUCAGAACUGAGACGCCAGGUCGACUCGUUGAAGUCCGACCUUGCUGAAGCAAAUGCGAAGAUUGAAAGCUCUUUUUCUGAGUUUCAAGAAUUACGAACCAAAUUAAGCACAACAAGCGAAGAGGCCUGUAAACUUCGCCUGGAAAUCACAUCUCUUCACGAAAAGAUGGCUGCUGGAAGUAUUAGUCUUAAGAAACUCCGCCAUACUGCUUAUGCCUUCUUGGAGGAUACCUCUGAUCCGGUUUUGGGUGAACAACUACGUCAACAGCUCACUGCAACGGAACGGUUUUCGAGUUUUGCAGUAGGAUGUAUCCUACGGCAGAAUAUGAUGUUUGUGCCCACAGCAAAGAUCCGUUUCUGGAAUCGAAUGCAGAUUGCUUUGGGAAUUCUAGGGAAGCCAGUAGAUAAAGGCGAGGGUCAUUUGGUAGGUGUUGACUCAAUGGGGAAUCGGUAUUUUGAGGAGGACCCUGACAAAGAGAGCCUGGUCCCACAUCGUGCAAAUAAGCCGAAGAGGUAUUUUCUACUACCUGGUCAGGUUAGCCCUGAGGACUCGUGGCUUCAAAUGAAUGCCGAACUACCUCGAUUACCGAGCGAGUGGGACUCCUGGUUACGCCAUAGACGUCCUGAUCCACCAACGGAGGAAGAGAUAGCUAGAAAUGCAGCUGCUGCUGAAAUGCGAGCUAUUAAGGGCCGUGAGUUUGAGGAGAAAUUCAGGGAGGAACUGAGACAAAGAUCAGUAAAAGCUGGUGAUGAUUUGUCUUUCAAUUCGUUCUCACCAUCAAAAGAUUCUACUCCGAAAUCAUCAUCCCAAAACAAGGAAGGCGUUCCUUUUCCCCAUCACCCUGGUCUUGAAGUUGGCCCCGGAGAACAUCGUUAA
Messenger RNA from Rodentolepis nana, 3129 nucleotides. The record is from the annotation of a GenBank genome assembly. NCBI's taxonomy places the organism in Eukaryota, Metazoa, Platyhelminthes, Cestoda, Cyclophyllidea, Hymenolepididae.